Talaromyces marneffei is the source of this 1221-nucleotide messenger RNA. RefSeq lists its product as uncharacterized. NCBI's taxonomy places the organism in Eukaryota, Fungi, Ascomycota, Eurotiomycetes, Eurotiales, Trichocomaceae. Gene Ontology annotation, biological process: spliceosomal complex disassembly. The coding region runs from base 1 to 1221 and encodes 406 amino acids. The record is from RefSeq and is a predicted model, not a curated record. Gene Ontology annotation, cellular component: U2-type post-mRNA release spliceosomal complex. The transcript is spliced from 2 exons.
AUGAAUUCGACCUUUACUAAUCGGCGAAAGCCGCGUAAAAUCGGCACUGAGGACGAAGAGGAUUCUACAACGGAGCAAGAAAAUGGACCAGUAGUUAGGAGACCAACAAACCUAAAAUCAAAACAAAAAUCAAAACUCCGACUCUCAUUCGGGCCCGGCGAAACGUCGAUGACGGAUGAUGGCGGUGAAGGUAGUGAAGUCGUUACCCCCAAACGACCAGGUCUCGGUCGUCGCGUACUCGAGAAAAACACAUUGCAAAAAGCGGCGAACGCGAGCGGAUCAAACCAGCACCUCCCCUUCCGAGUUGGGCAGGACCAGGAUAGACCGACAUAUGGAGAAGAUUAUAUUAAGGAACUACGAAGCUCGACACCUUCUACACCGAAGGCGACAGAUAGUGACUCAGCUGAGGUGAAGAGUGAGCGAAAUGAAAUCGAUGUUGCAGCUAAAUUUGGAGAAAUAAUGGAAACAUCUGGUGCGAUGGUUAUACCUAGUGAGGCGGAGAUUCGAGAAAAGAAAGCUCGCAGAGCGCGUCUGGCAAAUGAGCAGGAAUAUAUUUCCUUGGACGACCGGGAAGGGGUCGAAGAAGAUGACUAUGUGGCCCUAGACUCUCGUAAAGAGCACACUCGUCUAGUUCGAGAUGACGAGGACUUCGCGGAAGGAUUCGAUGAGUUUGUGGAGGAUGGCAAGAUAUCCCUCGGACGAAAAGCUGAGCGGGAACAGCAACGAAAGAACCGCGAGCAAAUGCGCGAAAUGAUAAAUGAGGCAGAGGGGACAUCGGAAGAAGAGGACUCGGAUGCAGAACGAAAUGCAGCGUACGAGGCUGCUCAGACCCGUGCGGGUAUGGAUGGGUUGGGACACGACAAACAUGAUUCAACCCGACCCAAAACGCCGCCAAAGGUCACUCCCUUACCGAGUCUAUCCAGCGUUAUAGGUCGUCUUCGUACAACGUUGGCGGAAAUGGAGACCUCGAAGAAAGUUUUGGUCGAUCGCAUGGAAGAGCUUCGUAAGGAAAAGGCCGAUAUUGCAGUACGUGAGGUCGAAAUUCAGACACUCAUCAAAGAAGCCGGAGAAACCUAUGAGAAGCUUCGGGUGGAAGCUGGCCUUGUUCCUGGUAAAGAGGGCCUACCCGGAGAUAUUUCUUCGACCGACCGAGGCUUGGAGAGCUUAGGGAAUUCACUGGUGGUAUCCCGAGUCGAUUCUGAAGCCGAGUCAUUCGACUGA